Manis javanica (Malayan pangolin) is the source of this 3120-nucleotide messenger RNA. RefSeq names its product prostaglandin I2 receptor (gene PTGIR). The record is from RefSeq and is a predicted model, not a curated record. Gene Ontology annotation, cellular component: plasma membrane. Lineage: Eukaryota; Metazoa; Chordata; Mammalia; Pholidota; Manidae. Gene Ontology annotation, molecular function: prostacyclin receptor activity. Gene Ontology annotation, biological process: negative regulation of smooth muscle cell proliferation; adenylate cyclase-activating G protein-coupled receptor signaling pathway; inflammatory response.
GAGACGCUGACACACGGAGACAAACACAGGCAACGGGACCCAAGACCCAGCUGAGCAGAGCCGGGGGACAGAGGAGGGGCUGAGAGAGGCUGCAGAGGUGAGUCCAGGCGGCAGGCAGAGGCUGGGAUGGCAGACUCGUGCCGGAACCUCACCUAUGUGCGGGACUCGGUAGGCCCGGCCACCAGCACGCUGAUGUUUGUGGCGGGUGUGGUGGGCAAUGGGCUGGCGCUGGGCAUCUUGGGGACCCGGCGGCGGUCCCGCCCCUCGGCCUUCACUGUGCUGGUCACUGGGCUGGCGGUCACCGACCUACUGGGCACGUGCUUCCUGAGCCCGGCAGUGUUCGUGGCCUACGCCCGCAACAGCUCGCUGCUGGGCCUGGCCCGGGGCCGCCCUGCGCUCUGUGAUGCCUUCGCCUUUGCCAUGACCUUCUUCGGCCUGGCCUCCACGCUCAUCCUCUUCGCCAUGGCCGUGGAGCGCUGCCUGGCGCUCAGCCACCCCUACCUCUACGCCCAGCUGGAUGGGCCACGCUGCGCCCGCCUGGCGCUGCCUGCUGUCUACGCCUUCUGCGUCCUCUUCUGCUCGCUGCCCCUGCUGGGUCUGGGCCAGCACCAGCAGUACUGCCCGGGGAGCUGGUGCUUCAUCCGCAUGAGGUCCGCCCAGCUGGGUGGCUGUGCCUUCUCACUGGCCUAUGCCAGCCUUGUGGCCCUGCUGGUGGCCGCCAUCGUCUUCUGUAAUGGUUCCGUCACCCUCAGCCUCUGCCACAUGUACCGCCAGCAGAGGCGCCAUCAGGGCUCGCUGGCCCCCAGCCCCCGCGCCAGAGAGGAUGAGGUGGACCACCUGAUCCUGCUGGCCCUCAUGACGGGCGUCAUGGCUGUGUGCUCCCUGCCGCUCACAAUCCGGGGCUUCACCCAGGCCAUCGCCCCGGACGGCAGUGAGAUGGGGGACCUCCUCGCUUUCCGCUUCAACGCCUUCAAUCCCAUCCUGGACCCCUGGGUCUUCAUUCUUUUCCGCAAGGCCAUCUUCCAGCGGCUCAAGGUCUGGUUCUGCUGCCUGUGCCCCAGGCCUGAUGACCGCAGCGACUUGCAGACCCCCCUGCCCCAGCCCGCCCCAGAGGGGAAGGAUCCAAGGGCCAGUCCUGCUCUUGGGGGGAAGGAGGGGAGCUGGGUGCCUUUGCCAGUCUGGGGUGAGGGGCAGGGGGCUCCUCUGCCUCUGGUACAGCAACCUGGCAGCACCGUGGGAGUGCCGUCCAAAGCGGGGUCCUCAGCAGCCUGCCCCCUCUGCUGACAUCUUGAGCUGCCCAGGAUAUCCUGCGUUGUGUUCUGGGGUCGGGAGCCAGACAGUCCGGGGCAUGGCGAGUGGCUUCCGGUGGACAAGUAGAGAUGCACCCCGGAGCCCUUGCCUGCCAGAAACUUGACCCCCUGAAUUCAGGGGUGAUCAGCUGCUAUUUCUUCUCCUUCAGGGCAGCCAAGACAGGCUGUGGGAGAAGAGGGAGGGAGAGAGGGAACAUUUACCCUGGAGCACAAAAAGAACAGUUCUCUCAAAAUACCCAGGGGCCUGGCCAGCCUGGUCUAGCCUUCACUUGUCCAUCCAUCUCAUUGUCUAAAUAUUUAGAAGGUGGAGAAGUUCCCAAGGGCUUCUGUGCACACAGGUCUGCCCCGGUUAGGGUUCCAGCCCUGAUGCUUCUCCCUUUGGGGUGUCCUGGCUGCUCACCCCAAAUCUCCAGGGGAUGGCCCUGCCCUCUCCCAGGCCACUCCUACAGCACCCCUCUGUCUGCCUCCUGGGAACCAGGGAUUUUUUGGGCCAGCUCCCUGCCCUGCUCACUUCUGCUUCCCUGUCAGCCUCAGGAGCUCUGGCCCUGAGGGAGGGCGGAGGAAGGGGAGACUACCGCACUGGGGGUGAUGCUGCUGGGGCACGUGACUGGGAAACAGCAUGGCUGGCGGGCUGCAAGACCAUGGGGGCACGGGUAGGGGAAGAUAGAGGAGCUGGAGGAUGAAGAGGUGGGAGGUGUGGAUCCUAGGGACCAGCCAGGGACACAGUCCUAGUCCUGGGCCCACCUCCCUAUGGAGCCUGCCUUCACUUCCUGGGUCCUUGGAGCCCGUGGGGAAAUUUCAUUCGUUCACUCAACAAAUAGUGCGCCCUGGCUGUGCCAGGUGUUGGAGCCACAGACCAGUCUCUGUUCCACCUCAGGGUGAUUUCCAGCCCCCAACCCUUCACCCUUCUUGCCAUUGCUGGGGCUCAGAGAGGCCCAGAAUCAAGGAUACCCGGGAGUGAGCCAAUCAGCAGGAAAGGAAGUGAUGCUUAGGGUGGUGGGUGAAUGGGAAAGUCCUCCUCCCCACCCGCUGCUAGCCCCACCCAGUUCCCCUUUCUCAUUAAUAAUUCUGCACCUUGGGAGGGGUGAGGUAGGUGAGGCGUCCUAGAAAGAUAAUGACUGCUAACAUCGGUGAGCCCCCCUCCAUGCCUGGUGCACCCUCUCACCCCAGUUAUUAUUAAAGCCUUUCUACGGAGGCUGGAAUCAAGGUCCAGAGGGGGCAAUCACUGGCUCCAGGUCACACAGUGAGGAGGAAGCUCGUUUUGAGGGUGGAGCUGAUGGAUCUUACUUUCCAUGUCCAGCGCCCAGCUUGUGUGUUUGGCUGGUGGCUUUGCCUUUCUGUGCCUUGGCUUCCUUGAGUGUAGAACAGAGAUUGUAACCUACAAUUUUGCUUACACAGUUGUGCGAGGAUUAAACGGUCUGAAAAGCAAUGUAGCACAGGGCCUGGAGUAAAGCCCACAGUAGAUGAAUGGUACGGUUAUUGCCGCUGCCGUCCUUGCUAUCUAUGGUCUUUGGCUCUCUGGGCAAACGUGGUUCGAAAAAGCAAUGCUUUGCUCCAUUGUUUUGACUUUUGUUUUCAGUCAUUGUGAUUCAAAUCACAUCACAAAGAACAAGGGGUGUCUGGAUGAGUUAAAAAUAGGUCAAGAUGACUGUUCGAUGGGCAUGGGCUUCCUUCUGGGGGGAUGACAAUGUUCUGGAACUAGAUCGUGGUUGUACAACAUUGUGAAUAUACUAAAUGUCUGUGAAUUGUAUACUUUAAAAUGGGAAAUUCUAUGUUAUGGGUAUUGUACCACAAUAAAAAACAUGUAAUA